AUGGGUUCCGACACGGUCACCAUGACUCAGCUCGACCAAAAGCUUCAGAGCGGCUUCAACAUGAUCUUGGAGAAGCUAGGCGUCGCAGUGGCAGCCUCUCCCACCCUGACCUUCGGGCACCACGCCGGUCCUGUCACCCCGGCGCCCGACAACGAGCCACCCAUCGCCACGGGCCCGGUCUCUGCGCGCGUCAAGCUCGUCUGCAAGUGCGGCAUCGAGGACGACGUGGCGGCCGGCCACGAGAUCGUCUGCUUCGAGGCCAACUCGAACUACGCCGAGCUCUGCAUGAUCCUGGCGCGCCGCUUCAAGCAGAUCCAGAGCGGCACCUCCGACGUGCGCGCCAACCUCGCCGAGUGCGUCUGGACCAAGAAGCACAAGAUCGUCCAGGUCAAGGUCGACUGGGUCGAUAGCAACGAUUCGAACUGGGGCUCGACCAACAUCUCCAACUCGGUUGUUACCGAGGCUAACUGCAAGGAGGUGCUCAAGAUGAUGCAGGACCGCAAGGGCAGGGACUAUGUCACUGUCUACAUCUCUGACAUCUAG
This is a messenger RNA of Drepanopeziza brunnea f. sp. 'multigermtubi' MB_m1, 543 nucleotides long. RefSeq lists its product as uncharacterized. Lineage: Eukaryota; Fungi; Ascomycota; Leotiomycetes; Helotiales; Drepanopezizaceae. The record is from RefSeq and is a predicted model, not a curated record.